GGACAGAAAAUUCCUUUCACCGCUUAAAAUGGCGUCGGUGGCACCAAACAUAAGCUAGAUAGAAACGUGACUACAUAAUACAUUGGUAAAAUUUGUUAAGCCCGUUGAGUUUGCUAAUGAGCGUGAUUCUUGACGAGGACGGCACGCCCUCGGUAGAGUCCUAGUCAACGUAGGAGGGAGAGAAAAAAAAGUGAAAAAACAUGGUCGAUCGUCGUCAUCAUCACGCAUCAUCGGCAUCUUCAUACAGCAUUGGGAAAGUUCGUUCAUCCGUCUUUUUGAGGUAAGCAGUAAGAACAAGCCGUGGAUUUAGAGCUUUAGAGCAUAGCAGAGAGAGAGAAAGAGAUGGGUCUGCUCACUCACAGAGUGGAGAGAAGUCAGAUCAAGCCCGGCGACCACAUCUACACUUACAGAGCUAUCUUCACCUACUCCCACCAUGGUAUUUUUGUUGGGGGAAGCAAGGUGGUUCACUUUAGACCUGAGAGGAAUUUGAAUCCAGGGGUUGGGACAUCUAAUGAUUCUGACUUGUAUGAUUCGAGAUUGAGCCUCCCCUCAUCUUGUUCUACCUUUCCCGACUGUGGAUUCGGGCAACCAAACAGUGGUGUAGUCCUCUCUUGUCUGGAUUGUUUCCUUGGAAAGGGAUCUCUCUAUUGUUUUGAUUAUGGGGUAGCCCCAUCUGUAUUCCUUGCUAAGUUGCGGGGUGGCACAUGCACCACUGCAGCAUCUGACCCACCGGAAACAGUUAUCCAUCGAGCUAUGUAUCUCCUUCAAAAUGGAUUUGGAAAUUAUGAUGUGUUUCAAAACAACUGCGAGGACUUUGCACUCUAUUGCAAAACUGGUCUUCUGAUAAUGGACAAACGAGGGGUUGGAGGAAGUGGUCAAGCUUCUUCUGUCAUUGGUGCCCCAUUGGCCGCCAUUCUUUCUUCGCCUCUGAAGUUGCUAAUGCCAAGUCCCGUUGGUGUGGCUACAGUGACCGCUGGAAUGUACUGUAUGAGUAGAUAUGCGACUGAUAUUGGGGUUCGAACUGAUGUGAUCAAGGUGGCAGUGGAGGACUUGGCUGUAAACCUGGGUUGGGCACAUCCUGAAGAUGUAGCUGAUGACAAUGGGGCUAACCGGCUGAUUGCCGGAUAGUAGAAAAUUUCAACCUUGUUCAUGUGACACUUUAGCAUAUAUAGAUGAUUUAUGGUUGGGGUUGAUUAGCAUUUGUUGACACUGAUAAGUAAAACUUCUGAUAUGGUUGUUAUCUUUCACACUGCACCACCCCAGUUCCCCACCCUCCCAUGCUCUUUCCCUCAAACAUUUCGGUAAUAAUACAGUGCUUUCUGGUCU
Molecule: messenger RNA, 1326 nt
Organism: Juglans regia (Persian walnut)
Lineage: Eukaryota; Viridiplantae; Streptophyta; Magnoliopsida; Fagales; Juglandaceae
Exons: 3
Coding region: 343-1128 (261 amino acids)
Source: RefSeq, a predicted model, not a curated record